AUGUCCAAGCCCAAAAACUGGCCCAUCUCCCUCCCAUACCUCAAAGCGCCCCUCCACGGCAAAGACAUCUCCCCAUCCCAAACCCAGUUCCUCCGCACUCAACCCCUCCAUCUUCCCACAGUUCCAGCUUCAUCGCCCGCCACCGAAACGCCCUGCCCGCACGUCAAGAUCCAGGCCAUCCAGGACCCUCUCCAUCCAGCAUGUGGGCAGCGCGGACUCUUCGCCACUAGAAACAUUGCGCCGGGGGGAUUAAUACUGGUGUAUCUCGGACGAUUGCACGGCCGGGCGACGACGAGCGACGAGAGCGAUUACGACUUGUGGCUUGAUCGGGAGAUGGACGUGGCGGCGGAUGCGGCGGGGGAAGGGAACGAGGCGCGGUUUGUGAAUGAUUAUCGCGGCGUUGAAGGUAAAGAGAGGGCGAAUGCGCAGUUUGGAAAUGUGUGGUGCGAGAGAUGGGGGGAGGUUUGUGUGGGAGUUUGGGCGCUGGGAGGGGGGAAGAAGAGGAAGGAUAUGAAGGGGAAGAAGAAGAAUGACGGUGGGGGGAUUAGAAAGGGAGAAGAGAUUCUGGUGAGUUAUGGAAGGGGAUUUUGGGAAGAGAGGAGG
Molecule: messenger RNA, 603 nt
Organism: Trichoderma atroviride IMI 206040
Lineage: Eukaryota; Fungi; Ascomycota; Sordariomycetes; Hypocreales; Hypocreaceae
Source: RefSeq, a predicted model, not a curated record